CAAGAAGAUGUCUCUGGCCCAGUGCUCCCUCCUUAGCUCCAGUAAUUGAUUGCACUUGGGAGGUGUCUCCAGUGCCUUGAGUAUACUUGGGUCUACAAGGAGCUCUAGUGUGUUGCCAUUUGGUUAGUCCAAAAAAUCCCUUCAUUAGCACCGUGCAAACCAAACCACUGAAAUCAUCCCAUGCACCCUCCUUUUCCUACAGGUCAAGAUAAAAUCAUUUUUAUUUCUUUAGGAAAAACUUCAGGCCCAUUUGAAGACUCUGAUGAAAAGGAGAGAAAAGCUCCUGAGAGUGAAAUGGUUUAGAGAAGGGAAAAUUCGGGAAUAGCUGGUAGGUGCCUUGGGACCACAAGGGAGAGGGAGUUCCAGGGCUGAGGAGCAGUUACCCAGAACCACCUCCCACACAGUUUCAUCAAAGAAGCUUUGUGUAUAUGUGGUCCUCGCAGGAAACUGCUCUUUGCUGACAUUAGGAACCAUAGUGGGACUUAAGGGAAGAAGGGGGAGCCUGAACUAUGCCAGGCUCUGAGUUUGGCCUUAGAGGUCAAAACCAGCAUCAUCUUUUGCACCCAGUGGAAGCCAGAGCAGACUCUGGAGCACUGCAGCAACAUGCUCCUGACAACCCGCCUCUGUCACAAAGGAGGCUGACUUGUCCUGCACCAGCUGCAGCUUCUGGAUGGGGCUCAAGUGCAGGCCCAUAGAAAGCACAUUUCUGCCUUAGGUUACAAAGACGUGGAUGGCAAUUGCCAGAUCCAGACCAGAUGGUGUUGGUGAAAGGUACCCCUAGUCACUCCCAUUAAUGAGCAGUUUCUUUAUUCACCACAAGCCAGGAGGGCUGCCAAACAGCAUCGCCUCUGUCUCGUCUAGAUUCAACUUCAAUUGCUUCUCCUGUGUCCAGUCCCCAGCUGUUGCCAGCUUCUGGGUAAGGACCAAGACUGAAGUGCCUGGUUUAGAUGAAAAAGAGGGACAGAGUUGAGUGUGAUCAGCAUAGUGAUGGUGCCUCACUCCAAACCUCUGACUGAUCUUUCCCAGCAUGGCCACCUCCCAUUAAUACGUAUUAGUGUCUAAUGCAAUGGCAAGAAUAAAUCACUUCAGAUCGACAUGGGGAAGGAUAUUAUCCAGGUGUCUUUGUCUUUGCCAAGAAUCUCUCCCCUGCACACUCAGGCCUGUGCUGGUGUCACUUACUAUAGUUGUUUUACAGAAACGGGCAGGUGCCGAGAAGCAGAAGAUUGUGUCUGAGUUUAACCAACUGCGCCAGCUAAUAGAGGAACAAGAGCAACUCCUGCUGGCCCAGCUGGGAGGGCUGGAGGGGUUUGUGAAUAUGCAGAAAGAAAAGGGCACCAAACUCUCUGAGGAGAUUUCCAAUCUCAAUGAGCUGAUUGGCGAGAUGGAGGCAAAGUGCCAGCAGCCAGCGAGUGAGUUCCUGCAGGAUAUACGAACGACCCUGAGCAGGUGUGAGAAGGGGGAGAUCCCACGGCCAGUGCCAAUUUCUCCAGAGCUGGAAAGGAGACUCCAGGAUUUCUCCCAGAUAACUUGUGCCCUGACGGAGACUGUGAAGAUGUUCAAAGACACUCUGCCAUCUGCCCUGGAGAAGAGAAGCAGGGGUCCAUCGCAGCCAUACACCAAGGACCAUGGGGCAGCUGGAGGUAGACCACCAGCGUACUGAGAGGCAUCCAGCUGCGUCACCGCAUGCCUCAGAGCUUUUAAUAAAACACCUCCCACUGCUCUGCCAUGACAUGAAUGGAAAUGGUGAAUUGUCAGGGACCUUGACAUUGGAUGGUGAGUGGCCAAUGGGUAGUAAUCCCAUCUAGGUGUCUUUGCUCCAGCUGUAGGAUUACAAGAGGUAGGGCCAUCCCAAUACUGGGCAUCUCUUGGUGAGAUCUAGCAAGGGCAGAGCUGGGUUGGGGCCAUGUUGGUGUACUGAAUGAAGUGAAAUAAAGCUGUGCUUUUUCUCUCUGCUGGGAUUUUUGUUGUGCUGCAUGUCCUGGAAUAAGCCUGCUCCCCUGAAGAGCAAGAAUUACUUGGUGGCACUGUCAGGAUUCGCUGUGGAGGCUUCAUGGACAAACUGAAGUGUGAGUUGUGGAUGAGUCACAGAGGAACCCAUAUUUGAGCCAUGGCUGCAGAGUGCCAGGGCCCUGUCAGUCAGGCUCCAGUUCUUGCCCUACACACUUCUCUGAUCACAGAAUUCACCCUGCAGCCUGUUUCCGCCACACAGCCCCACAGCACUCAGCAUGGCCCCACACCACCUCUGCACAGCCUCUUCAUCCCCAGCCUGGUCUUAAACCCCAGCCCUCCUUCCCAGGGACUCCCACAUGGCCUGUUCUGCCUGCCUUUCCCCUGCACUCCAUGCACAACUCCACAGGAUCUCACCAGCCUCCGUGAGCAUGUGUGACAGGGGUGCCUGAAAAUUUUGACACGGCUUUUUUUUGGUGCAGUGCAUUUGUGUUUGCACAAAUGGCACUUUUGAGUGGGUUAAGCCUCGUGUGUCAUUCCCCACAGAUUUCAGUAGGGGAAGUUAAAUACCAGUUUACCCCCUAUAAUGUCUUUUCUAAUGUAUUACAGCAGGAGGUGCAUGUAAACUGCCCGGCUUCCCCAGACCCUGCCCUCGGGCUCUCCCUAGGCGGUCCUGAUUCUUGCUGGGAGUCUCUUCUAAGCAUGCUCAUGGUCACCCCAAAAUACUUGUCACUUAUACCUGCCGAUGCUCAGUCGGUCUGGUCUCUCUCCAUCAGUACACAAUCCAAAAAACCCCAUCCCAAUCCCAAGGACAAGUCGUGUGAAUCCUCCCCUCCCAUUCCUUUCCCUUCCCAUCCCACCAUGUGACAAAUAUAUAUGUUUUUUCUUUUAUUUACUAUAGCUGCUAUGAUAACUGCUAUGGUAUUAUAAAAUGUUCAGGGUUUAUAGUAGCGGGUGGGUGAUGUUGGCUUAGAAACGGUAUUUAAAGGCCUGUUUUUUGGGGAAUUAGCUUAUAGAUAUAGAUAUAUGCAUUAUAAGGGGUCAAGAUGGGCAGCAGGGGUUAAAUGGAUUUCUAAAGAGCUUGGGAGACACACACACAGCUUCUCAUGGCCCUGGAAGUAGAUGGGCUGUCUAGCAUGACAAGGCCAAUGGAUGGACACAGCCUGAGAAUUGAAGAGGGACAUGUCAUAACAUAAAAUCACAGCCUUCAAGGUAGAUAGGUUGUCUAACACAACAAGGACACAGUCUAGGAAACAGCUCGGGAACCAAAGAAGUAUGUACCAUACUGUCCUAUAACACAAGAUAAGUGACACCAGCUACAAGGCCCCAGAGCAGCAGAGGGGCCUAAGUCCUGUUUUUGGGGGAACAGACCAAAUUAGGAGAAGGCUCAGAAGGCUAUGUGGACGUGUGACCACAAUCAGCCAGAGAUAGCCAUGGAUGAAGUCAUCAUCAUCAGGAGUCAUCAAGGGGGAAGGAGAAUACAAAAGCAGAGACUUGAGAUUAACAAAGGGUCCCUCCUUUUGUCUUGCCCAUCCCUCUCAUCCCUCCCUUUGUCUUGUCCCUUGUCAUCCUCCCUGUUUUGCUCCCUGAGACGGGUCCCCAUCCCUUUCCCUAUCCCUGUCCCCCCGGAAGGGUCCCUGAGACCACCAUGGACCGAGGGCAUACCAGCAACCCAUCUCAUGCACCCCACUGGAGCGGGGCUGUGGGUUUCGGCAUCCCACCUCCAGACUGCUGACCCCUAAGAGACAGCCUCAGAGUGAAGACUGCAUCCUGACCAGAUGUAUAUGACUCUGACAGCCCUAGGAUUGAUAGGUCUAGAAUUGCCUGGUUGUUUGUAUUGCUGCUUUUUUGUUCUUACUCUGUAUCAAUAA
This is a messenger RNA of Alligator sinensis (Chinese alligator), 3818 nucleotides long. Its product is annotated as tripartite motif-containing protein 15-like. The record is from RefSeq and is a predicted model, not a curated record. NCBI's taxonomy places the organism in Eukaryota, Metazoa, Chordata, Crocodylia, Alligatoridae. The transcript is spliced from 5 exons. The coding region runs from base 1067 to 1660 and encodes 197 amino acids.